This is a messenger RNA of Galeopterus variegatus (Sunda flying lemur), 487 nucleotides long. RefSeq names its product transmembrane protein 210 (gene TMEM210). The transcript has 4 exons. The coding region runs from base 1 to 441 and encodes 146 amino acids. The record is from RefSeq and is a predicted model, not a curated record. NCBI's taxonomy places the organism in Eukaryota, Metazoa, Chordata, Mammalia, Dermoptera, Cynocephalidae.
AUGGCCCCCUGUCCCCAGCCUGACUCCUGCCUGGCUGGCAGCCCCCUGCGCCUGAUAUGUUUGUCCCUUUUGCUCGUCCCUGCUGCAGCUGGAACCUACUGCGAAUGCAGCCUCGGCCUCAGCCGCGAGGCCCUCAUUGCCCUGCUUGUGGUGCUGGCGAGUUUCAGCGCCAGCUGCUUCUGUGCCCUUGUCAUCGUGGCAAUUGGCAUCUUUCGAGCCAAAAAAGGAACAUGCCACAGACAAGUUGACAGCAGGUUGGUGGGGCAGUUCGAAGUCCAGGAAGAUCACAUGGAUCUGCACACGGUGCAUAUGGAGUCCCACCUCAUGGAGCCCCACCUGGAGGUCUCCAUGAUGCCACCCCUUGAGGAGCACAGCCUCAUGCCCAUCCCCAUGGAGGAUGACCUGGAGGAGCUGCCCCCCGCCCCACCCCUGCCUGAGUAGGGUGGAGGGCAGCUGGAGGGAGGGGAAUUAAAGGGUAUUCAGUGGU